Messenger RNA from Penicillium longicatenatum, 303 nucleotides. RefSeq lists its product as uncharacterized. The coding region runs from base 1 to 303 and encodes 100 amino acids. The record is from RefSeq and is a predicted model, not a curated record. Lineage: Eukaryota; Fungi; Ascomycota; Eurotiomycetes; Eurotiales; Aspergillaceae. The transcript is spliced from 3 exons.
AUGGCUACUCGUCCACUUUCCGGCUCUGUUGGCGAGCAUCAUGGAGCUAAUCAAGAGUAUGCACAAAAUGCGGAGGGCAACCAGGGCAAUGAUUCCAACCCAAAUAAUUCCGUGCAUGAUGAGCCUCGAGCUAUGGGUUCUGCACAAGGACCUACAAGCAUGUCAUUCAAGCAAGAGGGCCUUUCUAAUGCCGAUACCAUGAACCCAUAUGUCAAUGAGCCUGGCAAGAGUAAAAAGGGAGAGGGCGAGACGGAAACCGCAAAGGUGAAGGGUACCGUGAAGCCUGACCGACCACAGGCGUGA